Messenger RNA from Asterias rubens (European starfish), 2968 nucleotides. Its product is annotated as excitatory amino acid transporter 1-like. Lineage: Eukaryota; Metazoa; Echinodermata; Asteroidea; Forcipulatida; Asteriidae. Gene Ontology annotation, biological process: L-glutamate transmembrane transport. The record is from RefSeq and is a predicted model, not a curated record. Bases 285 to 2840 code for a protein of 851 amino acids. The transcript is spliced from 8 exons. Gene Ontology annotation, cellular component: plasma membrane. Gene Ontology annotation, molecular function: glutamate:sodium symporter activity; neutral L-amino acid transmembrane transporter activity; L-glutamate transmembrane transporter activity.
UUAAUAUUGACAUUACUGCGGGCGGGUUUGUGACCUGGAUGUCUAAAUUUUCGUCACGGGGUUGGUCACGGAUAUUAUGACGUCACCACCUUGAUGAAGUUGGAGUUAGAAUGGGCGGUAUUUUUUGCAGUAAAGCUAGUAUAGUUAGCAUUACGCGGGGCUUAGGAAAGGAUUAUUUUUCGCGCGCUGUGAGCAAACAAUUUUGAACGUCAAAGGAUUAUUUGGACUUAAGUCAAAUCUUGAGUCUUUGAAUUAUUAAGUUGAAGAUUGUCGCUUGGAAGGGGAUGGAAAGUAACGGGAAAGUUCAGAAUUUCACUUUAAGUGUUGAUGAUGAUGACCGUGGGAGUCUCAAGGGUCAUGAAGGAGCCUCUCGCCGGGCUUGGUUCAGCUCUGAGAACGUGUUGCUCUGCCUGCUGAUCCUAUCUGUCAUAUUGGGCUUCGUUAUCGGCUACGUCUUGAGUGUCACGGUGAAGUUCACGCAGGAGCAGAUUGACUACAUCAGCUUCCCCGGGACACUCUUCAUGAGUAUGCUGAAGAUGAUGAUCAUCCCACUGAUUGUCUCCAGUCUCGUGGCGAGCCUGGCAUCCUUAGAUUCUACCAUGACCGGAAAGCUAGGUUACCGUGCGGUUAUCUACUACAUGGCUACUACCAUCAUCGCUGUGGUUCUUGGCAUUGUCUUGGUUCUCAUCAUCCAACCUGGAGGUGGCUCAGAAGAUGUUGUUGAUUCAGAGAAGAAGGAAGAUGAUGUUAACAUCGUCUACGCCGUCUUGGACCUCAUUCUGAAUAUGUUUCCAUCCAAUAUCGUCGAGGCCUGCUUCAGAACGUUCAAGACGUCCGUGGAGACAGAAGUUAUACCCAUCUUACCUUUGACCUCGGCUGACCUCCUUGGGCUGACCCUGAUGUCCGGAAUGACCAUCAACCAAACUCUGUUUAUGGUCGAGACAAGUCUUGUCAGCUCCCGGAUGAAGACUAUAGACUUCGCAGAACAACGAUUAAACAACACGGAGGUAAUGAUCGACAUCGAGGAGUUUCUUCGCCGCAUGGAGCUCAGCCGAGACUCGAUCACCGGUAUCAGCUUGGCGUCAAGCCCGCCUCCUCCCGACAAAAGUGACCUGGACAAGGACAUAGCGGACCUUGACCAGGUUCUUGAGGAGCUGACUUCUUUUACAGACGCCCUCAACGUUACCAGUAUACACGAGAGCAAUAUGACUCAACUCCAGAUGUACGUGGUCAUCGCAUUUGACGAAAUGCACCAGGCACAGAUGAGGAUGCUGGACAUCCUGAUGGCCCUCGACACAAGUGACGUCACGGCGGCCAUGUUGAAAGACAUGGGCGUUUCUUUACAAGAGAACACGGCUGCUUUAUCCGAAACUCUUUAUAUACUGGAUGGACGCAUGCGUGGAAUUCAAAUGAAGCACAUGACUUCCAUUCUGAAUAAGUUUACGGCUCUUCUUGAGCACCAUGAUUCUCUAACUACCGCAGACCUGAACCGACAGACCGGCAAGCUGACGGUAUCAACCCUUAGCCUCUCAACAGCCGUGAUGGACGACGUGGACUCACAACAGCAUUUAGCCGUCGGGCACCUCACAAAUAGCCUCACACGCCUCACAGUGAACACCAUGUACCUCAUGGAUACCAUGGGGAUGGAUACAGAGAUGAUGACAACCGUGAACACGCUCGUGAGUAACCUAACCACUGCUCUCGCUCAAGUAUCAGCCACCGUACACUCGCCUAAGACGAUGAGUGCCAUUGACAUAAUGGACCUUAACACCUUGGUAGUGGAGAUGACCUCGAUGACAUCUGACCUUGAGGUCAUUCUUGAGGAGGCUACUAACUACCUCGUCCACCGUGAGUCGACAGGAGAGGUGAAGAAAACUUACAAGGGGACAUACGUGUACCAGAUGAACAUUAUGGGCCUGGUGGUUUUCAGUAUCGUCUUUGGGAUCGCGUUGGGGCGAAUUGGUCGCACGGAGGAAGGGAAGAUUUUGCUAGCCUUAUUUACAGCCGUUAACACGAUCAUCAUGAAGCUUGUACAGGCCCUUAUGUGGUACGCACCCGUUGGUAUCCUGUUCCUGAUCAUCGGUAGUAUGGCACAGGUUGAAGAUUGGGUUACCACUUUAGCUCAGCUUGGUAUGUACAUGGUCACGGUGAUAGCUGGUCUGGCCAUCCACGGACUCCUACUCCUACCGGGGUUAUACGUCAUCUUCACCCGCAAGAAUCCAUUUAAGUACCUGGUGGGAUGCUCCUAUGCUUUGGUGACAGCUCUUGGAACAUCUUCAAGCUCGGCAACCCUGCCAGUCACAACCACUUGCUUAGAGGAAAGGAACGGCGUAGACAGUCGGGUGGUACGCUUCAUGUUGCCGGUGGGGGCGACGAUCAACAUGGACGGUACUGCUCUUUACGAGGCAGUGGCGGCCAUUUUCAUCGCGCAGAUUAACAACGUGUCACUGAAUUUAGCCCAACUUAUCACAGUCAGUUUAACAGCUACAUUUGCCAGCAUUGGGGCUGCUGGUAUCCCUCAAGCUGGACUGGUAACCAUGGUGAUCGUUCUGAGUGCUGUUGGCUUGCCAACUGAUGACAUCGCACUCAUUCUUGCGGUAGACUUUAUUCUGGAUCGUCUUCGAACCAUGAUCAACGUAGAGGGCGACUCAAUCGGAGCAGGAAUCGUUGCCCAUCUGUCCAGGAAGGAUCUCGCCUCUGAAGACAAACGAGAAAAGGAUACAUUGGUAUUUGAGAACGGUCACGUCAUAUCUGAGAACGAGGUUGAUGACGGCACUGGAACGACAAACGGAGCUUUUAUCAUGCCUAUGGUGACCGAUGAUGAACAUACCAAAAUGUGAAGCUAAUGCUUUAUAAUUAAAUAACAGUAUAAAUCAUACACAUGGCUGCACAAAGAACCUGAGCGUUUGACAAUAAAAGAGAAAGACAAUCAUAAUGUAAAAUAAAAUUGAGGGGGAGUGGCAGGAGA